GGAUCGAACCCACGACUUCCUGUAUACCAGCUGUCGCUUGGUCUGAUGGAGCAAAGGCAGUCAGCACAGCUCGGUACGGCAAGGCAACAAUGCGACCAGCGUGGAUACAGCAUGGAGCGGACUGGAAAUUUGACACAGCACCAGAGAGCACACACAGGAGAGAAACCCUUCAAGUGCAGUGUGUGUGGGAAGGCAUUUUCACAGUCAUAUAAUCUUAAACAACACCAGAGAACACACACAGGAGAGAAACCUUUCAAGUGCAGUGUGUGUGGGAAGGCAUUUUUACGGCCAUCUGCUCUUAAAAGACACCAGAGAACACACAUGGGAGAGAAACCCUUCAAGUGCAGUGUGUGUGGAAAGGUGUUUUCUGUUUUAUGUCAUCUCGUAAUACACCAGAGAACACACACGGGAGAGAAACCCUUCAAGUGCAGUGUGUGUGGGAAGGCAUUUGCACAGUCAUCUGCUCUUGUAAUACACCAGAGAACACACACGGGAGAGAAACCCUUCAAGUGCAGUGUGUGUGGGAAGGCAUUUGCACAGUCAUCUGCUCUUGUAAUACACCAGAGAACUCACACGGGAGAGAAACCCUUCAAGUGCAGUGUGUGUGGGAAGGCGUUUGCACAGUCACCAAAUCUUAGAGUACACCAGAGAACACACAUGUGAGAGAAACCCUUCAGGUGCAACCUGCAGGAAGGCGUUUGCACGGUCAUCAAAUCUUCAAGUACACCAGAGAAGACACAAGCAUCAAAAGAUCUGCAAAGAGUGGAGUCUGAAAUCAGCUUGUGAAAGUCAAAGUGCUGCAAUGAGCCCAUCCCUCAUCAAACAAGAACCGGAAAAAUAUCCCAGCUUGGACACUUAAAGGUAUCGAGGUGGAAUUUGAAGAGGUGAAGUUGGAAUGUGAAGAAGUGAUGGUGAAGAGCGAAGAAGUGAAGGUAAAAUGUGAAGAUGAAGAUUCAACUUUAAAAUGGGACUUUCACAUCGAUGGAGGCAACGUGAAGCAGGAGGAGAUCUGACUGAGGCAGAGCGAGGCAACUCCCAGCAGUUUGUGGAAGUGGAGGUGUGGGUGGACUUCCUCUGAGACAACACAAAGUGAAAUGGAGACCCGGUAUAUGUGUAAGCCAGAGACGAUGUCGCUCCAAUAGAUGCACCCUUGUCACAGGCCUUUAAUGAAAAGAAUGCGAAGUUGAACACUCAGUUCCUAGGUUCCACCUGCAGGGUAAGAGCAGCCAGUCUUUGUGGACCUGUGUUUUGGGUAGAUCUCUAACCAGGAGCGAGAGCCAAUAAGCUCCCAAGCAUUCACUAUGUUCUCAUCAUAAUUGCAUUUACAUGGCGCUUGCUUAAUCGCCUCUGGUAACUCUGAGUUUUGCAUCGUAUCUGGUCUCAAACACUCGAAACAUCCCCAAGUGGCAGCUGCCCCUGUGUGGCACAAGGUGGUGGCCCUGCAGCGGCCUGCGUGUGGACAAGAGCCUGUCAGUAGGGGGCAAUGGUUGAUGUGGCGUCUCAGUUGUGGAGUUUGUAGCUAAUGUUUGGAAUUUGCUACAUUUUAACUCGGAUGCCAGCAUGCAAUGGCCGACUCGUUUUGAAUGGUGCAUUAGUACAGAUACUGUUAAGCAGACGGUGCAUAUUUUUUUAAUUAGCUUCUUGUUAAUAGGAUGUAAACUAAUAAAGCAUAUUUCAGUGCAGUCAUUCAAUUUUGUUCAUAUGCCUGUCACGAAUUUAGACUGAAUACUUGUCUGAUGGUGCGCGUACAUGUAACCUUUUGUCUUUAAGGGUCAAACAUUGAAUAAGUGAUGUUAGGACACAGUGUGUGUUUUGCAAGUAACCUGUACAGAUAACUCAGGUGAGACUCAUUGUUCUUGUGAUACAGGUCAAAGGGUAUUUUUGUGUUUUCAGGAAGCGUCUCCCUCUGGAGCAGCAACUCAUUGUCUUUGAAAUAGCGAGCACGCUCGGAUCAUUGAUCAGUUACAAGGCAUACCAAUUAAAAGUUACACGAAAAGGAGGAACAUUCUCUACAACACGAAUUAUAAUUUUGUAUUACGUGUUGACAAAGAUUUUGUCGAAUUAGGAUAAGAAAUGGUCCUUGCUGAUUGGAAAGUCACGAAAAGAAUUGCACACGAGCGACGCAUCCACGCAAGCUCCCGAUGCU
Messenger RNA from Lethenteron reissneri (Far Eastern brook lamprey), 2146 nucleotides. RefSeq names its product zinc finger protein 79-like. Gene Ontology annotation, biological process: regulation of transcription by RNA polymerase II. Gene Ontology annotation, molecular function: RNA polymerase II cis-regulatory region sequence-specific DNA binding; DNA-binding transcription factor activity. NCBI's taxonomy places the organism in Eukaryota, Metazoa, Chordata, Hyperoartia, Petromyzontiformes, Petromyzontidae. The record is from RefSeq and is a predicted model, not a curated record.